UGGACGGUAGCGAAACAGCCUUUCAGGCAAAACUGAGGGACGGCAUGCGGCCGCUUAUUCAAUGCUGCUGCUGGGGCUCUCUGCCAAACACAGAAUGGACUGUCAACAGAGAAACAUGGCUACCUCUGCCACGGGCAAGGCGAAUAACAGAGACAACCCUACUACAGACAGUCCGAAAUGUCACGAAGAGUAUCUGUCGCAGUCACGGGAAAUAAUAAAACCCACCAUCAUGGAGCUGACCAAAGAAGUGAGGACGAACAUCCUCUGCACAGUGGAAGGAUGUGGCAAGAUUCUCCCCAACACACCUGCACUGAACAUGCAUCUCGUGAAGUCACACAGAAUCAAGGAUGGUAUUGUCAAUCCCACGGUCAGAAAGGACAUGAAGGGCUCUCAGAAGCUUUACUGCUGUCCCAUCGAGGGCUGUCCCAGGGGGCCCAACAGACCCUUCUCCCAGUUCUCCUUGGUUAAACAACACUUUAUGAAGAUGCAUGCAGAGAAGAAACAUAAGUGCUCCAAGUGCAACAAUGGCUACAGCACAGAGUGGGACCUAAAGAGGCACAUAGAGGACUGUGGGAAGACCUACCACUGUACAUGUGGUUGCCCCUACGCCAGCAGGGCUGCUCUACUCUCACAUAUCUACAGGACAGGACAUGAGAUUCCUACAGAACACAGAAUUCCUCCAGUAAAAAAGCGGAAGAUGGAAAAACUAUUAAGUGGUUCUGAAAAGGCUAAGACCAAUGAGUCAACCUUUCAGAUCAUAUCUACUGCUAAAGAGCUGACAGAGACUGCUCUUCCCUCUCAUUCAACUGUUCACAUCCAAGACUCAGUGAGUAAGAACUCCAAGCCCCGUAAGAGCCUCCAGAAGUUGCUUCUUCCAAAGCCCAAGAUGGCAUUGGUCAGUGUUCCUGUGAUGCAGCUGGCCCACUUGCCUGUCCUCCUUCCAUCCACAGAAUGUGGGGCUCUGAGGUCUGUGGUGCUGGCUGUAGACAGCCAAGGUUCCGUCAGCACCCUUCACCUCCUGCCACAAGCCCAGCUUGAUGCUAAGAGUUUGGCCUUCAAGGAUAGCAUGCCUACUUCCCGCUCUAACCUGGGGCCCAUUAGCACAGGGGUCCAGGUCAGUCUUGACCCUGCAGGCGCAGAGGACUCACCCGGCAGCCUGGCGGGACAACGGGGAAGAAGCACCUCCACCAACAUUCAGACAGACAAAUCAUACUUGUCAAAAAUGCCCACAGGGGUGGGUGCUGGGGAGGGAAUAGGCUUGUGUUCUGUGGGUGAGUCCUCAGUCUCGUCCUGCUCCCAAACAGACAUCAGUGUGAGUGCCCAAGUCCUCCUCCCGGUCAGUGUUGAAACCCAGACAUUCUCCUCCCGAGCCAAAACCACAUCCUCUAUUGGAGCUCAGACAGACACCCAGUGCCUGAGCCAGAUUCCUUGCUCUUCCUCAUCUGUUCCCCCAUACAAAACCAGGCAGACACAGACACACUUUGCCAUGCCACAAUCAGAGGAGAAAGCUCAGGACCAGAGUAUCAUCUGCACUGACCUGUUUGGCAAUGACUCCCUGAGCGUCUCCACCCAGACAGCUCUGGACAUAGAUGACACCCUAACUGCUGCCGGAAGCAGUAUAUAUGAGGACUCAAAGUCGGUGGGUGGUAUGUGUUUCGGGGUGCAGACAGAUGAGCUCAACUCAAACAACAUGGCAGACAACCAGACCCAAACAAUGACCUUGUUAAAUGACCUUGAAAACAUUCUGUCUGACAGCAUGUCAGGCCACCAGGUUCUCACUGAGGCCUCUGCAGGCUGUGGUUCAGGUCUGGGCUCUGUUCAGGAGCAACACAAUGGCAUAGACUUUGACUUCGAAGAGUUCCUCAAUGCUGUGCAUAUCCAGACACAGACAGAGGAGAGCGAGCUGGGAGGAUUGGGUAGUGACGCGCCUCUGGAGUCUCUGGACAUCCAGACCCAGACAGACUUCCUCCUGAUGGAUGAAUUGGACCAAAGUGAGGGACCAAGUCGAACCCAAGCCAGUGACCUGGAGCUAUUUGAUACUCAAACUCAGACUGACCUCAAUUUCCUGCUGAACGCCGGAAGCCACAUGCCCCUGAGCAGCAUCCUGCGACAUUCAAGCUUUUCUAUGAGCACCGAGUCCUCAGAUACAGAAACACAGACAGAUCUCCCUUCAUUUGCCACUGGCCUCUCUGCUCAGACCCCUGUCAGUCAGGGUGAGCAUGCAAGGCUGCUGAACAGCACAGAGACGCAGACUGUGACCAGCCAGGCAGAAGGCCUGGGACACCUCUUCCUGACCAGCAACGAAACCCAAACUGUCAUGGAUGACUUCUUGUCAGCUGACCUUGCAUGGAAUAUGGAGUCCCAUUUCAGCUCUGUGGAAACCCAGACAUGUGAGGAGCUUUGUGCUCUCUUUCAGCACCCUGAGAAACCCAACAGCUGAAACCCUGUGUGAAGCUGCCUAAGCUUUUGCAGUACAGGUUUCUGAUAUCUGCCUCUUCCUAUAAGAGGAAUCAGUCUAUGCUGUCCUCUGGCGGACCAUAGUCUUAACAGUAAGAAGUCUGCGAAAAUGUUUUUGAACAUUCCACCGGGACAUCAUGUCCAGAGCCUUUCGAGGUAGAUAUCCUACCUGCUCUGCUGCACUUUAUUAGUUCACUGGGCGUGGUUUAUCAGCUCCUCUGACAGUUUACAUAUUUAUUUGCACAUAAACUAACAUAUUGUAUGUGUCUUGUCUUAAAUGCCAGUUUACUUCUAAAUUUCAGUGUAUAACCACUGUGAUUGGUUUUCACUGUUUGGUCUUAUUAGCGUUUUAAAAGUGACUGAACAUUUUAUCAAUGUUAUAUCUGCGCUUAAAAGGGAUGACAUCUUUAGCUGGGCGCGGCUGUCAAGAAAAGGCUUAUAAAAUUUUAACCCUGUAUGACAGCUUUCCAAUAUCCAUAUACUGCAUGAAUACAAUUUCAUCUCAACUUUACAGUAUACAAUAUUAUACAUUUAGUUCAUGUAUGUUCAAAAUUAGCAAAGAGCAUUCAGUGGCUCAGCAGCACAUACAUAAAAUUUCUAUUCUCAGAUUGCGAAUUCGAUGGAUGCCUCUUUGAUGUUCCCUCGUCAGCGGCAGAAAGACUGUAUGUACGCUCUGAAUUACAUCGUGCAAGCUUUGCAGCCAGUGGAAAACUUGACCAGUGGUAACCUAUCAGCUUUAUGUUUUACAGAAUUAAACCCCAUAAAGCCUUCAACAAUGAGCAAGGCUUUGAUCAAAGCUGUUAAGAUGCAUCUCGCAAUAUACCAUUACUCAUACAGAUGUGGCACAAGUACAAAUUAAAUGGUUAUGUCUUGUCAAUUGCUGCACACCUUUCAUUGAAAUGUGAUUGUGAAGUAUGAUGUUUUGUAAACACCUGUUUGUGUCUGGGUCUCUAUAGCUAAGCAGUCAGUUCAAGUCAGUAAGCAAAAUAGGCUGUCAUGGUCUUUGACUUGUUCAUUAGCUCGGUGGAGGUGUCUACAUUAGCAGUGCUCUGUGCUGAAGUGAUCCAGUAAUGUUAACAGUACAGAAAUACAUCUUGGAUUCAAGCUAGGAUUAGCACAGAGUUACUGUAUGUAUUCACCACCUGAUUUUGACUGAAAGGAGGCCUGUUGAAUAUCUUCUAUGAAAACCAUUUGAGUUUUCACCCUUAACAAUUUUUGACACAGUAUUUUAAUUUAUUUUAAUUGUUUUUAAUCUAUUCUCCAAGCAACUGAGCUUAAUGUUUUGAUAGUGUUUUUUUGUUAUACUGUUGCACUGAGUUACCUCAUUAAGCACAGGCACCACAUACAGACUGUGUUCCAUGGGGAACAUUGAGCUGUAGGCCUUGUUUGUUUGUUCAUUUUGUUGCGUUGGUGCCUUAACCCAAGUAUUGACUUUCGUUCUGUUACAGACAAUUGAAUUUGCUGCUUUGAGGUAAAAUAUUUAUCAGAAUUAUACAAGAAUAUGUUUUGGAAAAUGACACUGAAAAAUUGUCAAAAUCCUUUCGGUCUUUGUUUUGCAUGAUUAAUACAUUUUUUUAUUGGUAUUUUCAUCAUGGUUGCAUGACAUAUUGGAAUGCCCCUAAUCGUUCUCCAUAGUUUUUAUGGAAAGAUUUACGUUCUGUCACGUGAAAAUAAUGCUAUGCAGCAUUUUAUUGAAGAGAAUGUUAAUGCUGUUACAGUUUAUAGAUGUUUGUAGAAACUGAAGAAUGUACAGAACAUGACAUUGUGCCCAAGUAUAUUAUGCUAAAUUUUUUGCACCAUAUCUGAACAGUUUAAGCAUUAAUUUCCCUGUGUUAAGAAGUAUUUUGACACUCAUAUUAAAUGUAAACAUUUCUUGUAUUGAGAUGAGUACAUCCAGUUUGUGGUUUCUGAAUACAAAUACAGCAUAGCUGCUCCCUGCUGGUUUAGUAGCCAGGGGAAAAUGCCUUGCUGAAAACAGAACUCUGUGUAGAAGCCUUGUGAGUCUCCAGUGUAAGAUACAGUCCUUUAUUUUCUCUCUGUAGGGAGUGCAUGCAGAUAUUUUCCCAGCACAAAAAUAUUUGUUUUAACUGAAAUUGAGUUUUCUUGCCUGUAUGUGUAGAGUUAAUGCUUGCCUUGAUUAAUUGUUGAAGCUACACUGCAGAUGAUCUUAAUAAACUGCUGGAAAGUA
Xiphias gladius (swordfish) is the source of this 4645-nucleotide messenger RNA. It is a transcript of the gene atmin, whose product is annotated as ATM interactor. Lineage: Eukaryota; Metazoa; Chordata; Actinopteri; Istiophoriformes; Xiphiidae. The record is from RefSeq and is a predicted model, not a curated record. The transcript is spliced from 4 exons. Gene Ontology annotation, biological process: regulation of transcription by RNA polymerase II. The coding region runs from base 62 to 2440 and encodes 792 amino acids. Gene Ontology annotation, molecular function: DNA-binding transcription factor activity, RNA polymerase II-specific; transcription cis-regulatory region binding. Gene Ontology annotation, cellular component: nucleus.